This is a messenger RNA of Aethalodelphis obliquidens (Pacific white-sided dolphin), 1389 nucleotides long. RefSeq names its product neutrophil cytosolic factor 4 (gene NCF4). The transcript has 10 exons. Gene Ontology annotation, biological process: respiratory burst; phagocytosis; superoxide anion generation. Gene Ontology annotation, cellular component: NADPH oxidase complex; cytoplasm. Lineage: Eukaryota; Metazoa; Chordata; Mammalia; Artiodactyla; Delphinidae. The record is from RefSeq and is a predicted model, not a curated record. Gene Ontology annotation, molecular function: protein binding; phosphatidylinositol binding; superoxide-generating NADPH oxidase activator activity. Bases 183 to 1202 code for a protein of 339 amino acids.
GGGGAGGAGCCUCUUCUAGAGUUGAGAGAAGCCAGGCUGGGGUUUCCCUAAAGGCAGCUCCUGACGACUCCUGGGACCACAGCCGAGACGUAGGGUGGCUGGAGGGAAGUGAGGGGCAAACUCAGCCUGGGCCUGGCUGGGAAAGAACCUCCGCCACCCCCUCCCCUGGACCACUGACAGCCAUGGCCACGGCCCAACAGCUGCGUGCUGAGAGCGACUUCAACCAGCUUCCCGACGACAUUGCCACCUCAGCCAACAUCGCCGACAUCGAGGAGAAGAAAGGCUUCACCAGCCACUUUGUUUUUGUCAUCGAGGUGAAGACGAAAGGGGGGUCUAAGUACCUCAUCUACCGCCGCUACCGCCAGUUCUACGCCUUGCAGAGCAAGCUGGAGGAGCGCUUCGGGCCGGAGAACAAGGCCAGCCCCUACACCUGCGUCCUUCCCACGCUCCCAGCCAAAGUCUACGUGGGUGUGAAACAGGAGAUUGCCGAGAUGCGGAUACCCGCCCUCAACGCCUAUAUGAAGCACCUCCUCAGCCUGCCCAUCUGGGUGCUGAUGGAUGAGGACGUCCGCAUCUUCUUCUACCAGUCGUCCUAUGACGCGGAGCAGGUGCCCCAGGCUCUCCGACGGCUCCGCCCGCGCACCCGGAAAGUAAAGAGCACGUCCCCACAAGGCGCCGGCUUUGAUCGCAUGGCAGCUCCACGAGCGGAGGCCCUGUUUGACUUCACUGGGAACAGCAAACUGGAGCUGAAUUUCAAAGUUGGAGAUGUGAUCUUUCUUCUCAGUCGGAUCAACAAAGACUGGCUGGAGGGCACUGUCCGGGGAACCACAGGCAUCUUCCCGGUGUCCUUUGUGAAGAUCCUCAAGGACUUCCCGGAGGAGGAGGACCCCACCAACUGGCUACGCUGCUACUACUAUGAGGACACCAUCAGCACCAUCAAGGACAUCGCAGUGGAGGAAGACCUCAAAAGCACCCCGCUCUUCAAGGACUUGCUGGAGCUCAUGAGGCGGGAGUUCCAGAGGGAGGACAUCGCCCUCAAUUAUCAGGAUGCCGAGGGGGAUCUGGUUCGGCUGCUAUCAGACGAGGAUGUGAGGCUCAUGGUGAAGUGGACCCAAGGUCUCCCCUCCCAGAAGCACCUCUUCCCCUGGAAGCUGCAUAUCACCCAGGAGGACAACUACAAGGUCUACAACACGGUCCCCUGAGCCAGCGGCAUCCCUGGGGCAGUGAGGGGACACCUAGCAAAGAGCCCUCGGAGAGGAUUAAGACCAAGAAAGGCUGGGAGCACGGGACACACUUCCUGGUUCUGCACCAGAUGGACCUACUGGCCUCGGCUUGUACCAUCUCUACAUUUGGUCUCUGAAUUAAAUAAACCAUUUCAUCUCAAAGUGC